AUGGAUAAAAUAUUAGAAUGUACAUAUUGCAUAAAAAAGCCAAUUAGGGAUGAAAUUGUUGACACUUCUGUGGAUCCUGAAAUUAUGAAUAAUUUAGAUUAAAUCUUAUAUUUUUAAUGGUAAGGAAAUUAUGGUCAGAAUCUUAAGAAGAAUGGCAAAUGGACUGCUACUUGGCAUGGUGAAAAACUUGAGAGAGUUGGAGGAUAUUACACAGAGUAAGGCAAAAAGUAAGGCUUAUGGAUUGAAAUUAAAAAGAAUUAUUGGAAGUAUGUAUUUAUUAUUAAUUUUUAAUAAAAAGUCGAGGCAAAGUCUAUGAAAUCGGAGAGUACUGUAAUGAUUAGAGAAUUGGUAAAUGGAUAUGGAUUUUUUUAGAGAAAGUGAUGUAUUUUAAGAUUAAAUAUUUAGUGGUGGAGGAUCAUAUAAUAAAGAGAGUAAAAAGCACGGGAAAUGGAUGGAAUUGAGUUAAAACUUUUGGGAGUAUUUAUUUAAUUAUAUAUAGUCUGAGUUAAUUAAUUUAUCAUGGUGAAUAUUAAAAUGGUAAGAAAGUUGGUAUAUGGGAUAUUUAUAUUUGUGAUAAUAAAAAAUAUUAAUAGAUGUAUAUGAAUAUUAAAAUAUUGUUUUUAACAGUGGUGGUGGAUCAUACAAAGAAAAUAAUUUUGGAUGUGAAAUUAAAAUUGGAAGAUGGAUUGAGAUGA
Paramecium primaurelia is the source of this 695-nucleotide messenger RNA. The record is from the annotation of a GenBank genome assembly. Lineage: Eukaryota; Ciliophora; Oligohymenophorea; Peniculida; Parameciidae.